Messenger RNA from Sorex fumeus (smoky shrew), 3972 nucleotides. It is a transcript of the gene KIF4A, whose product is annotated as kinesin family member 4A. The record is from RefSeq and is a predicted model, not a curated record. Bases 1 to 3708 code for a protein of 1235 amino acids. Gene Ontology annotation, molecular function: microtubule motor activity; ATP binding; microtubule binding. Lineage: Eukaryota; Metazoa; Chordata; Mammalia; Eulipotyphla; Soricidae. The transcript has 30 exons. Gene Ontology annotation, biological process: mitotic spindle organization; microtubule-based movement.
AUGAAGGAAGACGUGAAGGGAAUUCCUGUAAGAGUAGCACUGCGAUGUCGUCCUCUUGUCCCCAAAGAGAUUAGCGAAGGCUGCCAGAUGUGCCUUUCCUUCGUACCCGGGGAACCUCAGGUCAUUGUUGGUGCUGACAAAUCCUUUACCUACGAUUUUGUGUUUGACCCCUCUGCUGAACAGGAAGAAGUCUUCAAUACAGCAGUAGCGCCACUCAUAAAAGGCAUAUUUAGAGGAUACAAUGCUACUGUCCUUGCUUAUGGACAAACCGGCUCUGGAAAAACUUAUUCAAUGGGAGGUACAUACACUGCAGAACAAGAGAAUGAACCAACAGUUGGUGUUAUUCCUCGGGUAAUACAACUACUCUUCAAAGAAAUUGAUAAAAGGAAUGACUUUGAAUUUUCCCUGAAAGUAUCAUACUUAGAGAUUUACAAUGAAGAAAUCUUGGAUCUUCUAUGUUCAUCUCGUGAGAAAGCCUCUCAGAUAAAUAUACGGGAGGAUCCUAAGGAAGGCAUAAAGAUUGUGGGACUCACCGAGAAGACCGUUUUUGUUGCACUGGAUACUGUUUCCUGUUUGGAGCAGGGUAACAACUGUAGGACUGUGGCCUCCACAGCUAUGAACUCUCAGUCAUCCCGAUCUCAUGCCAUCUUUACGAUCUCCAUAGAGCAAAGAAAGAAAAAUGACAUGAAUAGCAACUUUCGCUCCAAGCUUCAUUUAGUAGACCUUGCUGGAUCAGAAAGACAGAAGAAAACCAAAGCUGAAGGAGACCGUCUAAAAGAGGGUAUUAAUAUUAACCGAGGUCUUCUAUGCCUGGGAAAUGUAAUAAGUGCUCUUGGAGAUGAUAAAAAAGGUGGCUUUGUGCCUUAUAGAGAUUCCAAGUUGACUCGACUGCUUCAAGAUUCUCUAGGAGGUAAUAGCCAUACUCUUAUGAUAGCUUGUGUGAGCCCUGCUGACUCCAAUCUGGAGGAAACAUUAAACACUCUUCGCUAUGCUGACAGGGCAAGAAAAAUCAAGAACAAGCCUAUUGUUAAUAUUGAUCCCCAGAGAGCUGAACUUAAUCAUCUUAAGCAACAGGUACAACAACUACAGGUCUUAUUGCUACAAGCUCAUGGAGGUACCCUGCCUGGAAAUAUAAAUGUGGAACCGUCAGAAAAUCUACAAUCAUUGAUGGAGAAGAAUCAGUCCCUGGUAGAGGAGAAUGAAAAAUUAAGUCGUGGUCUGAGUGAGGCAGCUGAUCAGACAGCCCAGAUGUUGGAGAGGAUCAUUUUGACAGAACAAGCGAAUGAAAAAAUGAAUGCCAAGCUAGAAGAGCUCAGGAAACAUGCAGCCUGCAAAGUGGACCUUCAAAAACUAAUGGAGACUUUGGAAGACCAGGAAUUAAAACAAAAUGUAGAGAUAAUUCGCAGCCUACAGCAACUCAUUACCCAGCUAUCGGAAGAAACUGCUGCUUGUAUGGCUGCAGCCAUUGAUACAGCAGAGGAAUCAGAAGCUCAAGAGGAUAACAGCCCAGAGACCAGCAGAUCUUCUGAUACGUUCACUACUCAGCAUGCUCUGCGUCAAGCUCAGAUGUCUAAGGAACUGGUUGAGUUAAAUAAAGCCCUUGCCCUGAAAGAGGCUCUAGCCAGGAAGAUGACUCAGAAUGAUAACCAACUACAGCCUAUUCAGUUCCAGUACCAGGAUAACAUAAAAAAUCUAGAAUUGGAAGUUAUCAAUCUACAAAAGGAAAAGGAAGAAAUGGUUCUUGAACUUCAGACAGCAAAGAAGGAUGCCAACCAAGCCAAGUUGAGUGAGCGCCGCCGCAAACGUCUCCAAGAACUAGAGGGGCAAAUAGCUGAUCUGAAGAAGAAAUUGAAUGAACAGUCCAAACUCCUGAAACUGAAGGAAUCCACAGAGCAUACGGUCUCCAAAUUGAAUCAAGAGAUACGGAUGAUGAAAAACCAGCGGGUACGGUUAAUGCGUCAGAUGAAAGAAGAUGGUGAGAAGUUUAGACAGUGGAAGCAUCAAAAAGACAAAGAAGUGAUCCAGUUGAAAGAGCGAGACCGUAAGAGGCAAUAUGAACUGCUCAAACUUGAAAGAAACUUCCAGAAACAGUCUAAUGUGCUCAGACGUAAAACUGAGGAGGCAGCCGCAGCCAACAAGCGUCUUAAGGAUGCUCUCCAAAAACAGCAGGAGGUGGCAGAUAAACGCAAAGAGACUCAGAGCCGUGGGACAGAAAGCACUGCAGCUCGAGUAAAGAAUUGGCUUGGAAAUGAAAUUGAGGUUCUGGUCAGUACUGAGGAAGCCAGACGCCAUCUGAAUGACCUUCUUGAAGAUAGAAAGAUCCUUGCUCAGGAUGUGGCUCAACUUAAAGAAAAAAAGGAAUCUGGGGAUAAUCCACCUCCUAAAUUUAGGAGACGCACUUUCUCACGUGCUGAUCAGCGUGGACCAGUUUCUGAGUCAGAGGAUUCUAUCACAAAGCAAAUUGAAAGCCUAGAGACUGAAAUGGAGCUCAGGAGUGCUCAGAUUGCUGACCUACAGCAGAAGCUGUUGGAUGCAGAAAGUGAAGAUAGACCAAAACACCGCUGGGAGAAUAUUGCUACCAUUCCAGAGGCUAAAUGUGCCCUGAAAUAUUUAAUUGGAGAGCUGGUCUCCUCCAAAGUACAGGUCAGCAAGCUUGAAAGCAGCUUGAAACAAAACAAGGCCAGCUGUGCUGACAUGCAAAAGAUGCUGUUUGAAGAACGAAAUCAUUUUGCUGAAAUAGAGACAGAAUUACAGGCAGAGCUGGUCAAAGUGGAGCAACAACACCAAGAAAAGGUGCUGUACCUCCUUGGUCAGUUACAGCAAAGCCAAAUGACAGAAAAGCAGUUAGAGGAGUCCAUCAGUGAAAAGGAACAAAAGCUACUAAGCACACUGAAGUAUCAGGAUGAAGAACUUGAGAAGAUGCGAGAAGUAUGUGCACAAAAUCAACAGCUUCUCCGAGAAAAUGAAGUCAUCAAGCAGAAACUGACCCUCCUCCAAGUAGCCAGCAAACAGAAACCUCAUCUUUCUCAGGAUCUCCUUUUAUCUCCAGAUUCUUCUUUUGAAUAUAUACCACCUAAGCCAAAACCAUCUCGUGUUAAAGAAAAAUUUCUGGAGCAAAGCAUGGACAUUGAGGAUCUAAAAUAUCAUUCAGAGCAUUCUGUGAAUGAGCCUGAGGACAGUGAUGGUGAUACUGAUGAUGGGAAUGAUGAAGAAUGGAAACCAACAAAAUUAGUUAAGGUGUCCAAGAAGAACGUCCAAGGGUGUUCUUGCAAAGGCUGGUGUGGGAACAAGCAGUGUGGAUGCAGGAAGCAAAAGUUGGCCUGUGAUGUGGACUGUAGCUGUGACUCCACUAAGUGUAGGAACCGUCAGACACAAAGUAAGGAUAGCUCAGGCACUGUUGAACGAACCCAGGAUUCCGAAGGCUCCUUCAAACUUGAGGAUCCCACAGAGGUGACCCCAGGAUUAAGCUUCUUCAAUCCCGUCUCUGCCACUCCCAAUCGCAAAAUCUUGAAGGAGAUGUGUGAUGUGGAUCAGGAUUUGUUAACAAACACAGCUCCAGCUGCCUCUUCCCUUGACCUCCCAGGAUCGAAAAAUGCAGCAGCAGAAGCCCAAGAAAAUAAAGCUCCAGGGAAGAAAAAGAAACGUGCUCUGGCCAGCAAUACCAGCUUCUUCUCUGGCUAUUCCCCUAUUGACGAAGAGAACCACUGAAGCGAGACUUGUCAUCUUUGCCCAAGAGUGACUUGGGAGAGGCUUUCAGAUUGCAGCCAGAAGGGGCUUUUAAUUAUUCCUGCGAAUGUCAGGUUUCUCGCUGUUGGAAAAAAGAUACUGAAUAUCACUGAAAGAUAGGGAACCUGCAUGGUAUUUGACACUCAGCCUGCAGCCCUAGACUACUGUUCUUUUCACCAGAGAGGUGCUAAGCGGGCCUACUGAAGAGGCCAACUCCUGACUAGCAGGAAUCAGUCCAUAGUUGAA